Messenger RNA from Phragmites australis (common reed), 5275 nucleotides. RefSeq lists its product as uncharacterized. The transcript has 6 exons. Lineage: Eukaryota; Viridiplantae; Streptophyta; Magnoliopsida; Poales; Poaceae. The record is from RefSeq and is a predicted model, not a curated record. Gene Ontology annotation, biological process: endoplasmic reticulum tubular network organization. Gene Ontology annotation, cellular component: endoplasmic reticulum tubular network. The coding region runs from base 51 to 4694 and encodes 1547 amino acids.
UGGUACAAGUUUUCCACUCAAAAAAGCAGUCCACGCCGCCGCCAGAGCGCAUGGCCGCCGAUGACUCCUCCGGUUUCUUCACCGGCGUGUGGCCUCGCCUCCGCGCCGCGGCGUCGAGUUGGCGCCGGAGAGGAGACCGCUCUGGCGGCGACGAUGACGAUGCUGACGGUGACAACCAAGGGGAGGAGGCAACCGUAAAGUUGCGCCUGGCGCGCCGAGCGACCAAGGUGGCGCGGGUCGGUCGGAACCUCGCCUUCGUCUCCUUCAACCUCGAGGUACUGGUAUUUGUUUAUGCGUUCUGGAGGGCCAGAAGACGGAAUUUGACCUGGAGGCAACCUAUCCAAGCACUCCCCAUGCUUGUGAUCCCUGCCCUAGCUACACUCAUUUACGCUGCAUUUAUACGCUUCGCCAGAAGGCUUGAUCUCAAGGACAAGAAAAUGCUUGAAAGGCUUCAAGAGGAGAAGCAGACAAAUGACUGUGUACCAAGGGAAUUUGACCAGAACGAGCAAAACAGUGCCAAGAAAUAUGAUGUUGUGGACGAUGCUAGCAAAUUUUCAGCUUCAGCUUAUUCUGCAGAAACUUCUAAGCUUGGGAAACACCACCAACCGAGUAUUAGCUUGAGAGAUGAUGGUGGAGGAGAUAUGUCUUGGGGUCAUAGCAAUGAUUUCCAACCAAUGCGCUCUGACAGCCUACGACGGAGAAGAUUAUCUAUUGAGAAAACAUAUAUGACCAACAGCAGUGCAUUCAGCCAGCCAAUUAAUUGGUCGUCUGAGCAUUUAGCUGAUGACCUAGAUGACCCAGAUUGUAUCCAAAGGACUGUAGAACACCAUAGCAACUCAGGAGCUGAUGUUGCAGAUAAUGGCACGGUUUACUCCAGUGUGGAGACAAGUUCAUGCAUACCUGGUUGCAAUAUUGUUCACAUGAAUUCAAAUGCUACGGAUCGUGCUGAAUGCACUCCACCAUUGAGUAGCCCGAAAUCCAAUGGAGAACUGGCUCAAGAAGAUGCUGUGCAAAUAGCACUGGCUGGCCCUAAAUCGGACCUUCCUGCCUUUGCAGAGUUUCUUCAUGAGGUAGUUGAGGAGAAAGAAUCAUCUAAGUUCCAUGUAUCGGAGGAGAACAGGGCGUCCUUCAUUUUGGAGAAGGAACUUUUAGUGAGUCCAUCUGCAGUAAAAAAUAUCGAACAACGUUUGGGGACUUCAGGGUUCACCUUGUGCAGUCAAGGGACUGAGAAAGAGGAUGUUGCUGGAGGUGUCUGCUUUAUUAAGGUCAGCCCUGAGUUGAGCUUCUUAUCCUCUCAAGAGCUAGUUUUGGAAGGUAGCAAGGAUGCCAGCGAUAAAGAAUCGUGUGAAUUAAACACGCAAGAGGAGAAUAACGCAGUUGUCAAUUCAGAGGAGGAAGCUUUACAUGAUCAGCAUGUAGUCAGUACUGCUGAACAAUGCUCUGGAACUUCAGGGUUCUUUUUGCGCUGUCAAGGUUCCAAUACGACGGAGGUUCCUGCAAUUGUCAAUUUUUUUGCAGUCAGCCAUGAAUCAAACUAUCCAGCACCUGUGGAAUCACUUGCAGAGGAUGAUGAGGACUCCGAGGGGGAUGAAACUUCUGAUGUGCACUUACCGGAGCAGAAGGGCCAGGAAGCUUUUCCGGAUCCAUUUGUGGUUGAUUCUUAUGAGGAUCCAUUUGCUACAUCAGAAUUUUUGUCACAAAGUGAAGCAGCCAAAGUUCUGGGUUUUAUCAAGGAAGAUUUGUCUGAAUCACAAGAUGAGGUCGCCUCUUCAUAUGAUGGCUGUAACACUGAGAAUAUGAUAGGCGAUUCAGUGUCUGUUCAACUCAUCCCGGAAGCCAACAUAAUGGAAGCCCUUCAAGGUGGUCAGGAAACAUUGUCUGAUCCGCUACACCACAGCAGUUGUGAUUCUGCAGGGCUUUUCGUAUCUUCAAGUGAGAUCAGUAACGAUGAAGCUUAUUCAAGCAACUCAAAUUCUUACUUUUUAUAUGCCAAUUCCGUGGAAGAGGAAGCACCCAUACCUGGUCAAGGAGGAUAUUCUGAAUCUAAAGAUGAAAUGUUUCUGGACACUCCCAUCUUGUUAAAUGAGGUUACAAGUGCAGCAAGUUGGACAGAUAAUGCUGGAUGUUCUCGAUUUAUUCCAAACAGUGAUAGAACUCAAUCUCUUCACGAUGGCAAACGAGCUCCACCUAAGAGAUCAGAGAGAGCUAAUGUUUGUCUUGAGGAAAGUUUCGUAUCCUCAGACCAGGAAAUCCACUCUGAAAAUUUUUCGCUCUAUUCCAGGUCAUCUUCAUGCGUUUCAGAGGUCAACAUGAUUGAAACUCUUAGGGGUGGCGCAUUUCCUAUACCAGAAAAUGAUGAAAGAAAUCCCGUGAUGGUUCCCAAUGUAAACCAUGCAGAGAAUUAUACCAACAAUGCAAGGUCUGCUGAUUCUUUUCCAGAAAUCAACAUGACGGAAACUCGUAAUGUUGGUAAGGAAGCUACUAUUGGUUCAGUGCAUGAAGUUUCUUCAAAUUUUGUGAAUAGUUUGAGAGCUCCUGAUGCCGGUAAUGACAUGGAAAAAUUUGAUAACUACAUAGACUUACUGUCAUCUUCAGCUGUUCCAGUAGUUGAUGCGUUUGAAGGCUUGCAAGCUGGUCAGGGGUUCUCAGAGGAGCAAUGUGAAAAUGAUCUUACAGUUUGCAAGACCAAAGUGUUUCCUAAGGUAAAAAAUGAUGAAAAUUAUUUGACCAACACAAUUGGAGAUAUCCAAGAGUGCAAGGAAAGAUCAAUUGAUGCCUUGCAAUCUGCUCAGCCAGGGUUAUCCAAGUCCCAAGAUGAAGGUGUUUUUACUCUUCACGGAACUUACAUGUCUCCUGAUGGGAUUAGCAAUGCUGGACAUUAUUUGACUGCUGAUUAUGCUUCAGAUAUUCGCAAUACAAUGGGCAGUCAUCGCAUCAGCCAAAAUGCAUCACCUGAAUCACAACCUCAGGACCACUUAAGUUUCAAGGAGGCUUUCGUAUAUCCGGAUGAGCUUUGUCUUGCUGAAAAUAAUUCAGGCAACGCAAAGUCAUCAUUGUGUUCUGCAGAGGUCAACUUGAUUGAAUUUGUGGACAGUGAUCAGAGAGGAACCCCUCAGCAACAAGAUGAGAACAAUUUGGGUUUUGAGGAUAUUUACAUGGCUCACCAGUGUGGCACUUCUGAAAAUCGUCUUAACGAUUUGAGGUAUCAACAUAUUUCAGAUGCCAAUAUUGUGGAGACUAUUCAAGGUGCAGAAAGAUUAUCAUCAGAGAUACUUCAUGAUGGCAUCUUCAGUAUUGUCGGGACCUCAACUUCUCUAGAUGGUGGCAACAAAGCUGAUAAUUCUUCAAAUAAUUCAGGAUCUACUAUGCAUACUGCAACGAUUCUCCUAGGUCUUCAAGAAGGAAAUUUCAAGCCACAAGAUGAGAAGGCAAUGGCCAUCUCCCAAGAUGAGGUUGAUAGUGCAGAAACAAAUUGCCCAAAUUGUACAUAUGCUGAAGCAACCAUGACUGGAGCUGUAGAAGAUGUCAAUAAACCACCAUCUCAUUCACAGGAUGAACAUCCUGGGACUUAUAUUUCUUCAGAAAAGGGCAAAACGAAUGCAACAAAUCAUUCAAACUACUCGAGAUCCUCAUCAUCUAUGCCUGAUGACAACUUGAUAGAAAUUUCUGCAGUAGGUCAAGAAGGAUCUUUGGAGCCUAACAAUGAAUAUCCAUCUAGUUUUGAGAAGACCUCAAUAUCCGAAAAUUCUCCAAAUAAUCCAACGUCUGUUUCACAUACCAGCAUGAAGGAAUCUGUAAUAUUUUCUGGAAAGCGGUUGCCUGAUCCAUUACUGGAAGACGUUCAUAGGUUUGAUAAGAUUUCUGGUGAUGAAAGGGCCAAUAAGUCACUAAACGAAAAUGGCCCUAGUUAUGAGCAGAUAGCCAUAACUCAAGCUGAGGUCAACUAUACUGAAAGUCAAGAUUGCACUGAAGCUUCAAAUCUUAAUUGCACUGAAGCUUCUGAGAGUGUUAGUGAAGGAUUUUUCGAGCCAGAACAACAAGGGGGACCAGAAUUGGCUCUUAGUCAGGUGGAGAUGCCCUUCUUCAUAGAUGAGGACAAGGGAACUGGAAAGGACCAUAAUAGUUGCAUCGCUGCUUCAUCUCAUCAUGAAAUCAGCAUUUUGGAGACUCUCCAAGAACUGCCUAUAGCUGCUGGAAGUGAAAAAGGUUUCCCGGACAGCAGUAAAGCAUGUGAACCGCAUUGCACAGAUAAGGAACUAAAAGACCUUAAAAUUAAUGACAUGAAAGAGGACGUUGAAGACUUGGAUGAGGACCAUGAGAAUAAUCCCAUAGAUCUUCUUGGGGCAUCUGAAAUUACACCUGCCCUGGCACAAAAGCCUUCUGUAAAGCUUUAUGCAAAAGAUGCUUCUUGGAGAGAUUUGGCAAUGGGGACGAGCAAUGAUUUCGAAGCAGCACGAGUGGAUGGGCUUCGGCAGAGGAAACCAAUAUUCACAAUCAGCAGUGGCACUGGGAGCAGUACUGUGUCUGAACUAGACGAUAUGCAGUACACUGAACCUGUCGAUGAUGAUACCAGCCCUCUUAGCACUCCUCUACCUUCAUCUGUUGAUGUUAAUACUCAAAACAGAUCAAAUGAUAAGAGUGUGUGCAUUUCAGCAGAAUGCUCACCCACUGAACAGCCUGGCAAGAGGAUCUAGAUUCUAGAAGCUUCCGACUGGAGCUGGUUGGAUUGUUUUGGUGGUUGAAGCUUCUACUAACUGGAAAAUCAUAUCAAUUAAAGUUUGAGUAAGCAUUGUUUUUUGCAAGAUGUGUGGUCAGAGAACGUGAACAAAAAUGGAGCUUUUGUACAAAGUGUUAUGGAAUUUUUUGGAAAAUGUGAAUCUGGUGGCAAAGAUAUGAAAUCAGCUCUGGAUAUAGUUACUUGUGCCUUGAGUAGAUCCAUCCUUGUUCUUGCAUGUUGUCUUCAAGAAUCGCGGAUUUUUUUUAAAAGAGAAGGCCAUCUUUUGGAGUUCUUGUCCCCCGAGGGGGGGGGGGGGGGGGGCUGUAGUUGCUUGUGUAUGCAUUUGUACAUUUCUGUAUAUUUUGGUAAAUAUAUUGCCAUCAUUGGCACCUGUAUAAUUAGUUAAAAUGCCUCCCCGCUUCUUUAGGUGACAGUACUUUACAUGAGUGCAUCUCAUGUCUAGUGUUUUUUUGUCUGAGUUGUAGGAUAUCAGAGGUUUGCAUUUUUGUGUGUAAAAUUCACAAACUUUUUGCUUGUGUAUUUCAUGUUGGUACUGCA